Molecule: messenger RNA, 1209 nt
Organism: Brassicogethes aeneus
Lineage: Eukaryota; Metazoa; Arthropoda; Insecta; Coleoptera; Nitidulidae
Source: the annotation of a GenBank genome assembly
AUGUACUGUAGUAAUGUGGAUAUUACUGCAAAUGAAGCAAAUGAUCAGCCGAGUACAAGUUACAGCACUGAUCAAAUAAUAGAAAGUGAGUUUUCCGAUAACUUUUCUGAUUCCGAAGAAGAUUUUAAGAGUGAUCCAAAUUUUGAAAAUAAUGACGUUGGAUAUUCUCUGAAAUUGGAAAAAAUCGAAUAUCCUGAUAUUUCAAUAGGUCUAUCGAAAUUUAGAUACUUGAGACCACUUGAAUGCAUUAUGGCAGGCCAAACUGGCACGCAUAAUAUUUGUGUUUGCAAAAUGCAUCAAAAUGUAGCCUUAAAAAUACAUGGAAUCAAGCGAGAACUACAAAAAUAUAAGAUUACUUUUAAUAAAUCAAUGGGCGACUUUAUUAAGGAAUCCGUGUGCGAACUUCCAAAGCCGGGUUGUUUUUUAUAUGAUUGCGAAGAAUGUCCUGGCACAGCAGCUAUCAUGAAGAAAGUGGAGGAAAUAAUGACCGAAAAUAACGUCACUCAAGUGACAUUUAGUCAAUGGAUCAACACUGACCGGUGCGAUAUUGUGCAGAUAUCAGAAAAAACAGAAAAGUUUUUAGAGGCGCUUGGUAACGACUUGUAUUUAGUUUUAAAGCACGACUUCCUAUCUAAAACGCAAGGAGCCUAUUUCGUUGAAAAGAAAAGUGCAGUCUGUAACGGAGAAUUUGUGGUUUCCUUGGAUUUUGCAGAAAACUACACAUUUCAAAUCCAGGAUGCAAUCCAGUCUCAUCAUUGGUCAAACACUCAAGCAACAAUUCAUCCAUAUAACAAUGAAAAUAUCCUUCAGCAAACACAAGAAGUCUUUCAAAAUGACGUGAAUCAACUAGAUCCAAAUAUACCUUUAGAAUCUUCACUGCAUAAGGAGCCAAAUCCGUCCACUGAAGAAAAACGUCAAAAAGUACAAAAUGUUAUUGAAACUAAUAUCUUAACAGUAAAUCGUGUACCAAAAGAGAUACCAGAAAGUGACAUCAAUAUCAGAUUUAGAGAAUCAAGCCGAAAAAUGUCCCGAAAACCAGCAUUUGAAGCUAAGAAUUUCGUAAAUUCAGAUCCCGAAUUCCAACGACGUGAUUUAGUUGAACAUCUUCCCGAUUUCAAGCCCCGCGGUGCACGCACAAUGAAAUCUCGAGGUAGAGGCCGUUCUUCAUAUCAAGCAAGUCGUGGUGAAUCCCACAGAGAGUCUCCCUAG